Molecule: messenger RNA, 396 nt
Organism: Microthlaspi erraticum
Lineage: Eukaryota; Viridiplantae; Streptophyta; Magnoliopsida; Brassicales; Brassicaceae
Source: the annotation of a GenBank genome assembly
AUGAACGAAACGAGCUCGUGGAGCAUAUACAGUACCAAAGAAGGAGAGAGUGAAGGGCCAUGGAGAUCGUCGACGUCGAUGAAUGCGAUCUCAUUUGGGUUCGUAGCUACGGCGAUACUCAUCUCCAUGUUCUUGAUAAUGGCCAUCUUCGAGCAUCUCUUCAGGCCUGAGAAUUCUACAUUUGAUUCACCAAAUCGGAUGAGACAAACACAGAGCCAGAGCAGAGAUGGGUCCACUCACUUCCAGAAACUUGUUCAUCAAGCAUCCAUGGUUCCGGUGAACAUGGCGGUGGAUGUAUCGGUAGUGAUGCCGGGAGAGAAGCUGCCAUCGCACAUAGCUCUGCCUGCUCCUUUACCUUGUCCAAGAGAAGGCAUUCGUUGGACUCUCCACCUCUAA